GGCCCCGCUGCAUUUACUGCGCCUGAACUUCCUCAUACUCGGUCAGUUGCAGCCGCCGUCUCAGUGAAACAGGGAAGGAGAGAGAGAAAGAGAAAGAGAGAGAAAGAUUUGCAGACAUCCGAACGGCAGUCUCCACGUGCUGGGUCCCCGGUGCCCGGCCAUUGAUCGGUGGAGUGGGUACAGAGAUCAGAGGGCAGAGGGCAGAGGGCAGCUGAGGGCUGAAGAUGGAGAAGGAGAAGCAGCCGAGUGCACCACGGAGACGGGGGUGGAGCUUCCAUUCUCUCCGCAUCAAGGGCAGACCAUUGGCAGAGGAGGAUGAGGGGUUUAGACUAGGCAGGAGGGGGGCAAAGAGUUUUUCCUCAGCCCGGUCAGAUCCCCGCAAAUCGGACCUGGAGAAACCGGAGCAGGAGGGGGCUGGAGCAGCCAGCAAUGAGGGCAGAGUCACGCGUCUUCGGCCGAUCUCUCUGAGGUCCACGGGGAAGGAGAGAGGUGACGCCCCUGCAGAGGUAAAUGGGAAGGGGAGCCCCAUAGGCCUGGACCAGGGUGCCGUCAUGUCCAGCGAAGAGGAGGAGGGCAACGAAGGCGCCUUCAAGAGGCUGAGCAACCUGUGGUCCUCUCUUCACCUCUUUAAGUCUUCCCGAGACCAGGGAGCUAAGGAGCAGGCUCUGCCCCCGCUGACAGACUCCGCCCCCCUGAAGACCCCGGCUAGGGAGCAGCGCUAUGCUAGCGGACAGUUCUUCUUCGAGUACCUGGUGGUGGUCAGCCUCAAGAAGAAGAAGGACGGAGGCUACGAGCCCCAGAUCACCUACCAGUUCCCAAAGAGGGAUGGAAUGGUGAAGUUCCAAAGGGAGGAGGAGGAGAAGACACUGAAAGCCAUCACUCUCUUCUGCUUUCCUGAGGGAAUCAACUGGGCCCCCCUGACAGAGUACCGCAGCGAGACCUUCUCUUUCGUCCUCACAGAGGUCGAUGCCAGCAGGAGGAACGGGUACUGCAGGAGGCUCCUGCCCCAUGGUAAUGGUGCCCGACCUCCGGAGGCCUACUGCAUCAUCAGCAAACUCGCCUGCUUUGGACUCUUCUCCAAGAUCUUUGACGAGGUGGAGAAGAGGCGGCAGAUCUCCAUGGCGAUGAUCUACCCCUUCAUGCAGAGCUUGCGGGAGGCGCCGUUCCCCGCCCCGGGACACACCGUCAAAAUCAAGAGCUUCAUCCCGGAGUCUGGUACCGAGAUUAUCAGUCUGACGCGGCCGCUGGACUCCUGGUUGGAACACGUGGAUUUCAGAACGCUGUUCCGCUGCCUGAGCCAUGAGGAGGUGCUGCAGGUGUUCGCCGCCACCGUGCUGGAGCGCCGCAUCGUCUUCAUCGCCGAGGAGCUUGGCACUCUGUCUGAGGUGAUCAACGCUGUGGUUGCGCUGCUGUACCCCUUCAUCUGGCAGCACACCUUCAUUUCCAUCGUACCUGAGAUCCUCAUCGACGUUGUCAUGGCGCCCACACCAUACCUGCUCGGGGUGCAGAAGCGUCUGCAGGAGCACGUUACUGACCAACCUGACACCAGCGAUAUGUUGGUGGUGGAUUUGUCUGAAGGAGUGAAGAACACGUUCAUAAUUAGUAUUGGAGAUGAGAAGAAUAUUAUCCCUCCAAAGUUCCGGGAUGAAAUCCUGCAGGCAUUAAGUGCCAGAAAAGACAACUCAACGCUGGAGGAGCUGAACAGGGUGGUGUCGGAGGCCUUCCUGCCCUUCUUCGUGAAGACGGUGGGCCACUUCGGCCCGUACGUCAAGCGCAGCUCCAGCGCCCAGCCGGGGGUCUUCCAGGCCAGGAGCUUCUACAAGGCCAUCCAGUCCAAGACCACGCGCCACUUUGUCAAGAAGUUCAUCCGUACUCAGAUGUUUGACCUCUUCAUCCAGGACGUGGAGCAGCAGCCCGCCACUCAGGAAGGAUUUUUCCACAGAAAGAUAGCGGAAUACGAGGAAAAGAAGAAGAGAGAGAAAUCGAAGAAACAGUAGAGCAGACAAUGGGCCUCAUGACCUUCAGACUGUGGGGGGGGGGG
Anguilla anguilla (European eel) is the source of this 2041-nucleotide messenger RNA. RefSeq names its product DENN domain-containing protein 2D-like. The record is from RefSeq and is a predicted model, not a curated record. The transcript has 17 exons. Bases 225 to 1997 code for a protein of 590 amino acids. NCBI's taxonomy places the organism in Eukaryota, Metazoa, Chordata, Actinopteri, Anguilliformes, Anguillidae. Gene Ontology annotation, cellular component: nucleoplasm; cytosol.